UCUAUGUGUGCAGAGUAUAGAGAUGUACUCGUGUUCGCAGCGCCGAAAGGUGUUCUGCACUUGGUUUUUUAUCUGCAUUUGUUAGAUAAUUCAAUAUACCUAUAAACAUUUUUUUAAAAAACUUUAUCUACAAACUGAUAAUAAUCGUAUUGAAAUAAACCGACAAUAAAAAGGGAUAGUACUGUGGAAAUUUUGUGCAAAAUCACAUUCGAUUUGCAGAUGGUCCGUAGAAGAAGAAGAAGUCAUCAUCCGAUUUCCAUCAAUUAUAUUUAUAGUAGUGUCUGAAAGUUUAUUUUUACGUUUGGAAGUCGACAAAAAAAGUAUCAUGCACUCGUUCAUCAGUUACAGAGAAUAACACACCUCAAAAUUGGAAAAUUGGAAAUAUAUUGCUGUUGACUGUUGAUGUGGUGAAAAACUUAUUUAGAGGUGAUGUGACCAAAUCUUGGGUUUUUAUAUCAAUUGCAACAUUAAUUGUAAAUUAAGAAAAAUAAUAGAAAAAUAAAUAUAUAAAAGAAAAGAAAAUUAUGGAGUCAUCGGUAGCUGGACGAAGACGAACUGCCACAAGGCAUUCUGCUGAAGAUCAAGCUUUAGAUCAAAUUGCCAAAGAGGCAGAAGCGAGAUUGGCAGCUAGACGACAAGCGAGAGCCGAAGCUAGAGAAAUUCGAAUGCGUGAAUUGGAGAGACAGCAAAAGGAAGCUGAGGAAAACGCAGAUCGUGUCUACGACAUGUGUACAGCCGACAGUAAUCGCGCAAUGAGAGUUACGCCAGAUCCAAUCAGAACAUCUCGUCUACUUGCAAAUUCAAAUAAUUUUCAGUCUAGUCGAAGAUCAUCUGAAGAUUCAUUGGAGGAUGCUGGCCUUGGUAGAGAUCCCAGGGUGGAACUGAAGGAGUUUGAGGAGAAAUUUCGAAAAGCAAUGAUCGCAAAUGCACAAUUGGACAAUGAGAAAUCGUCUUAUGCUUAUCAGGUGGAUUUAUUGAAGGAUAAAUUAGAAGAAUUAGAGGAGACAGUUGCGCAAUUGCGAAGAGAAUUGAGAGAAAAGAAUCGUGACGCUGAGCAUUUAAAACGCGUUAGUCAAAGGUUGAAGGAAGAUUUCGAUAUGUGUAGAGCUCAAUUAAUAGAAAGAGAUACAUUAAUUCAGGAAAAUGGUUUAGUAAUAGUUGAGGAUGAAGGAAGUGACAGUGAAGAAGUGGAGGGAGAAAAUGGUCUUCGUUCAAGAAAAAGAGUUUUAGUUAGUACAGAAGCUGCCGAAGUAUUGCAGAAUGCCGGAGAAGGAUCUUUAGAUGUCCGGUUAAGAAAAUUCGCGUCGGAGAAAAAGGAAUUGCAGGACGAAAUUCGACACCUAAGGUUAGAAGUUGAAGAGGCACGAAAUCGUAUGAGGCCUGAAAGAACUGCAGGUUUGAUGUUAGGUGGAUUUUCAGAUUCAGAGGAUAUUCAACGCGAGGCCAAUAAAUUGAUCGCUGACUAUAAAUUUAAACUACAAAAAGCCGAGCAAGAUAUGUCGACACUUCAGGCGACAGUCGCCAGGCUAGAGAGUCAAGUGAUUCGUUACAAAUCAGCCGCUGAAGCAUCGGAAAAAGCCGAAGACGAAUUAAAAGUGGAAAAAAGAAAACUACAAAGAGAGUUCCGAGAGUCACAAGGACGUGUCGAGGAACUCGAAACUGCCAACACCCAUUUACAACGAAGAUUAGAUAAGUUGAAAAAUGCAAGAUCUACUCUUUUAAAAGAAAUUUAAUAAUCAGUAAAAAUUGUUUUUUAAAAAUUGAUGAAAAUAUUUAAAACAUGGAACUUCAAGUUCAGUAUAUAUAUAUGGAAAAAAGAAAAUAUAUAUGUACACAGACUUAUAAACUGGUUGUAUCGUAAAUUAUAGAUAAGAGGAAAUUUU
This is a messenger RNA of Leptopilina heterotoma, 1883 nucleotides long. Its product is annotated as leucine-rich repeat flightless-interacting protein 2. NCBI's taxonomy places the organism in Eukaryota, Metazoa, Arthropoda, Insecta, Hymenoptera, Figitidae. Gene Ontology annotation, biological process: regulation of DNA-templated transcription. The record is from RefSeq and is a predicted model, not a curated record. The transcript has 9 exons. Bases 525 to 1733 code for a protein of 402 amino acids.